AUGGCAGAUCAACCGCGGUCAGAGAUUAUCAAAGGCAACCCUAUUGGGAAGGGCCUUGAUGCUUUUCGCGCCUUCUUCGAUUCGAUUUGUAAAGACAGGAGUCUCGCUUGUUCAGCGAGUAUACUAGAUCAGCUCGACCGAAAAGGUAAAGACAGACCACUGCCGGUAAAAUACCCCUCUUCUGACACAUCCCGUCUGCUCCCCUCGCGUGGGAGUGGCAACAAUCUUCUCAGCGAUCUUUCGCGACUUAUUUCCGUUGUCAAUUCCGACGACCUCGACCUCAACCGCAUUAAGCCUCUUCUGAACGCCGCCCUCGCCGACAGCCCAGAUGAUGCGCUUAUUUGGGACCAAGUCUACCACGCUGUUACCGAAUCCACCCCCCCUCCCCGACCGAUAGCCUCUUCCGUCCAACAAACCCCAUUGUUCCGCAACACAAGCAGCUUCGCAAAUUCCUCGGAAUACCGCAAAUAUGUGGAUGAUGUGCUGAAGGAGGAGCUCGGCGUUAUGUACGUCGGGCUCCCCCACUUCGAUCAGACAUAUUUUGGAGACGUGGUCAAUCUCGAGACAGCGUCCGAAGCUUUUUUCAAAGAGUGCAAGGAAGGCGCCAGCCCACUCUUCAGGGCUGGCUGGACGGGCUGGCCAAAAAGUGCGAACCAGAACAAUGUGCUGAACUGGUUUGUGGUGUUCAGUGAGAGGCUGUCGACCUUUGCAGCGAGCUACAAGUCGACUAUUAUAUACCAACGAAGGCCUCUAGCAAGGCCUAACCAGCCGAUUGAUGGCUCUACUGCGCAACGCAAGAUGGAUAUCGGCUUUGUUGAUAACCCGGAUGCUGGAAAAUAUUCUCGGUGUCACUGGUCCCAGAUUCUUGUCCCAGGCGAGCUGAAGAGCAACCCGUCUGCCGACAAAACUGGGGAAGCAUGGCUUGACCUAGGGAGAUAUGCCAGAGAGGUGCUUGCUGCUCAAUACAAUCGUCGCUUUGUUUUGGGCUUUACAAUCUGUGGGUCUCUCAUGAGAAUAUGGGAGUUUGACCGCCUGGGAGGGAUCGCGUCUGAGCAAUUCGAUAUCAACAAGGAUGGAUAUCGUUUUGUAUACACGAUCCUGGGGUUUCUCUGGAUGAGUAAAGAACAGCUUGGGUUCGAUCCUACCAUCAUCACAUCCAGCAGCACACAAUACAUGGAGAUUGAACGCCACGGCCAGACAGAGCGCCUGAUCAUCGACAAGCAUAUGAAGCGCGCACCUUGCAUAGCCGGCCGGGCGACGACUUGCUGGAAAGCCCACCGUGAAGACGAUCCGCUGCAGACACCCCUUGUGAUCAAGGACUCGUGGCAAUUUGUGGAGCGUGAGGAAGAGGGGGAACUCCUUCGCGAGGCGACCGAGCGAGGUGUGAUUAAUGUAGCCCGCUACUACUACCACGAGACCGUGCAGGUACAGGGUUCCGAGGAUGAUAUCGAGAGCAAUAUCCGAGGGGGACUGGACAUCACUACGGCGACCAACUACAAGCCAGAGCCGCCGCCAAGUGCAAACCCGCCGCAGACAGGCCGCAGCGGCAGUGCUACGGGCUGCAGUAGUAACAGUACAACCAGCAGAAAGCGAUCCCUGAGCCAGACCGAUGCCCUGUCACCAACUAGCAAACGGUCCUGUCCUCCGGCAUCCCAUACAAGAUCCAGCAGCAAAGUACUGCCAAAUCGCAUACAUCGGCGCAUCAUUGUUCGCGACUACGGAAAGCCGAUCUAUAAGGCAAGCUCUCCAGCAGCUCUGCUCCGUGCGCUCGCAGGCUGCAUAGAAGGACACGAGUCUUUGCACAAGGCUGGAUUUCUUCACAGGGACAUCUCGCACAACAAUCUGAUGAUCAACGAAGACAGUAACAACCCGUCCUGGCCCUCGUUCUUGAUUGAUCUGGACCUUGCUAUCAAAGAAGAGCGAGAAGGUGCCUCGGGAGCAAAGGGAAAGACUGGAACCAGAGCCUUUAUGGCCAUUGGGGUGCUUUUCGGCGAGCAACAUUCCUUUAUGCAUGACCUCGAGUCGUUCUUCUGGGUGCUAUUCUGGAUAUGCAUUCACUAUGAUGGGCCAGAUAGCAAGGGCAGAGUAGUUGAGCGAUUCGACAAGUGGAACUACAUGGAAACGGAAGAGUUGGCGAGCUCUAAAAUAGGUGUGAUCGCCGACGAAGAAGACUUUCUUGUGGCCGCCAAUAAGAACUUCACGGACUACUAUCAGUUGCUGGUCCCAUGGGUCAAUAGACUAAGAAGGAUGGUAUUCCCAGACAGACAGAGGUGGAAGAAACCGGAGCCGGAUCUAUAUACUCAGAUGAAGGUGAUGCUCCGCGAAGCUGCAGAAGUUAUUAGCAAAUAG
This is a messenger RNA of Cryphonectria parasitica EP155, 2349 nucleotides long. RefSeq lists its product as uncharacterized. The record is from RefSeq and is a predicted model, not a curated record. NCBI's taxonomy places the organism in Eukaryota, Fungi, Ascomycota, Sordariomycetes, Diaporthales, Cryphonectriaceae. The coding region runs from base 1 to 2349 and encodes 782 amino acids. Gene Ontology annotation, biological process: protein phosphorylation. Gene Ontology annotation, molecular function: protein kinase activity. The transcript is spliced from 3 exons.